Pedinophyceae sp. YPF-701 is the source of this 1776-nucleotide messenger RNA. NCBI's taxonomy places the organism in Eukaryota, Viridiplantae, Chlorophyta, Pedinophyceae. The record is from the annotation of a GenBank genome assembly.
AUGCCGGACCCUGAGAGCAAGUUCCGGACGUACGGGAGCGAUUUCGGGGGAGGGUUCAAGCUCAUGCCGCAGUGGAUGCAACAGGCGCCGCGCGUGCGCAGGCGGACGCCCAGCGACCGCAGCCGCGACCAGCUCGUGGACCUGGCCGUCCUGAACGCGCGGCUCGAGGGCCAGGACUCCGUCGCGGUCCGGAAGCGUCUGGAGCACCUGAAGAUGCGGCGGGAGAACUGGGAGGAGGUGCACCGGCACGUGAUGCGGCACGACGCCGAGGCGACGCUCGCGUCGAUCGAGGAGGUGGCGCGCGCGGUGGCAGCGCUGCCCGCCGAGCAGGAGGAGGGCCUGUCGAUCGCCGCGCUCUCGGACGAGGUCAAGGAGGCCCAGGAGAUGCUCGCGGACGCGCGCAGGCAGCUGAACAUCACCCAGAAGCGCGUCGAGGCCAACCAGCACCGCGUGCGGGAGCUCAAGCUGGAGGCGGAGCGCCUGGAGAGCCUCCGGGUGGACGCCGCGUCCGCGGGCGCGCAGCCGGAGGCCGCCGCGGCGGCGCCGUCUCCGCGCGAGGAGCGCAGCGGCGCGGAGCGCCCGCGCCCGGCGCCGACGCGAGCACGCCGGAGCGACGAGACGCGGGGCGCCGGCCGGCGGCGCACGAAGCGCCGCGGCCCGAACCUGCACAGCUCGCUCGAGCCCGAGGACGCGCUGAAGGAGUUCUGGCACCCCGUCGAGUUCGCGUCGCAGCUGCCGCCCAACAAGAUGGUGCCCGUGGAGCUCUUUGGCGACGCGUGGGUGCUCUUCCGGGACGAGAACGGCGACGCGGCGUGCAUCAAGGACGAGUGCGCGCACCGCGCGUGCCCGCUCUCGCUCGGCCAGCUCGUCGACGGCCAGCCCGAGUGCCCCUACCACGGGUGGACGUACUCGCGCUGCGGCGAGGUCACCAAGAUGCCCAGCACGCGGUUCUGCCACGGCCUGCGCGUGCGCUCGCUGCCCGUCGUCGAGAAGGACGGCUUCGUGUGGGUCUGGCCCGGCCAGCGCGACCCCACGCCGCUCCCGGAGCGCACCGCCAUCGCCGUGCCCGAGGGCUACGAGUGCCACGCGGAGAUCUCGCUCGAGGUCCCCGUCGAGCACGGGCUGCUCGUGGAGAACCUCCUCGACCUCGCGCACGCGCCGUUCACGCACACGGCCACCUUCGCCAAGGGCUGGACCGUCCCUGACAUGGUGCGCAUCCGUACCAUGGAGAUGCUCGCGGGGGAGUGGCACCCGUACCCGAUCAACAUGUCGUUCGAGCCGCCGUGCAUGACGCUGUCCACCGUCGGGCUGCACUCGCCCGGCUCGAUCGAGCGGGGCGUCACGGCGGACGCCGCCUCGCACCACCUGCACCAGCUGCACGUGUGCGUGCCGGCGUCCGGCGGCAAGACGCGCGUGCUGUACCGCAUGAGCAUGGACUUCCUCGGCUGGCUGCGCCAGGUGCCGCUCGUGGACCGCGUCUGGGAGGACGUCGCGCGGCAGGUGCUCGAGGAGGACCUGCGCCUGGUGGCGGGGCAGCAGGACCGCAUGCAGCGGUCCGGCGACCUCUCGAUCACGUGGGCGAACCCCGUGAGCUACGACAAGCUCGCCGUGCGGUACCGCCGGUGGCGCAACGGCGUCGUCGACGCCGCUGCCAACGGCGACGAGCCCGUGUGCUCCGAGUCGGUCGAGUGCGACGCGGGGACGCUGUUCCGGCUGGACGAGGAGGAGGGGGAGAGCUCGGACGACGACUUCGACUUCAACUCGCCGCGGAUCUGA